CAACGCCCGGCAGCUCCCACUUCCGUGCUUCAGUCACCCAACCCCGUCUCCUUCUCGCACCCCUCGAACCCUAGAAGGAAGCCUCGAAGGAGGAGGAGAUGGCGGUGGAGUCGGCGGUUCUGUCGCGGAUCGGGCUGGCAGGACUGGCUGUGAUGGGCCAGAACCUCGCCCUCAACAUCGCCGAGAAGGGAUUUCCCAUUUCCGUCUACAACCGCACCGCCUCCAAGGUCGACGAGACCGUCUCCCGUGCCGCCGCCGAGGGCGGCCUCCCCAUGUCCGGUCACCGCUCCGCCCAGGACUUCGUUCUCUCUCUCCGCCGCCCCCGCUCCGUCAUCAUCCUCGUCAAGGCCGGCGCACCCGUCGACCAGACCAUCGCUGCCCUCUCCCACUUCAUGGAGCCCGGCGACGCCAUCAUCGAUGGCGGCAACGAGUGGUACGAGAACACCGAGCGCCGGAUCCGCGAGGCCGCCGCCCGCGGGAUCCUCUACCUCGGCAUGGGCGUCUCCGGCGGCGAGGACGGCGCCCGGAACGGCCCUUCCCUCAUGCCCGGCGGGUCCCUCCAGGCCUAUCAGAAUGUCGAAGACAUUCUCACCCGCGUCGCUGCCCAGGUGGACGACGGGCCCUGCGUCACCUUUGUCGGUGAGGGCGGCUCUGGUAACUUCGUCAAGAUGGUCCAUAAUGGCAUCGAGUACGGUGACAUGCAGCUCAUCUCUGAGGCCUACGACGUGCUCAGGAUCGUUGGUGGGCUGUCUAAUCCUGAGCUUGCGGAGACCUUUGCCGAAUGGAACCGUGGCGAGCUUGAGAGCUUCCUCAUCGAGAUCACUGCCGACAUAUUUGGAGUUCGCGAUGAGCAUGGUGAUGGGGAGCUUGUUGACAAGAUCCUGGACAAGACCGGGAUGAAGGGGACUGGCAAGUGGACAGUUCAGCAGGCAGCUGAGCUUUCAGUUGCUGCCCCGACCAUUGCGGCCUCUCUCGACUGCCGGUACCUUAGUGGCCUCAAGGAUGAGAGAGAGGCUGCCGCCAAGGCUCUUGACCAAGCUGGGAUCGGUAGCGGUGACUUUAUCAGCGGCCGGUCUGUCGACAAGAAACGCCUAAUUGAUGACGUCCGGCAGGCUCUCUAUGCUUCCAAGAUCUGUAGUUACGCCCAAGGUAUGAACUUGCUCAGAGCUAAGAGUGCUGAGAAGGGAUGGAAUCUCAAUCUCGGGGAACUUGCAAGGAUUUGGAAGGGAGGGUGCAUUAUAAGGGCGAGGUUUUUGGAUAGGAUUAAGAAGGCUUAUGAGCGAAAUCGGGGACUUGCGAACCUGAUUGUGGACCCUGAAUUUGCAAGGGAGAUGGUGCAGAGGCAGGCAGCAUGGCGGAGGGUUGUAGGACUUGCAAUUGAAGCUGGAAUCAGCACGCCAGGUAUGUGUGCCAGCCUUGCAUAUUUCGACACUUAUCGCCGGGCAAGGCUGCCUGCAAACCUGGUGCAGGCACAGAGGGAUUACUUUGGGGCACACACCUAUGAGCGAGUUGAUCGCCCAGGAUCAUUCCACACUGAGUGGUCCAAGAUCGCAAGGCAGAGCAAAACUGGUGCAGGCAUCCUUAACUGAGUCUAUUUGGUUUGAUGUAUUGGUGGUAAUAAGUUGAUUAGGAGCCAUGUUUUCUGGUUGUUGUUAUCUUACUGCAAUUUAAAAGGUACAAUUUUAUUGUUAAAUAACAGUUGCAUCUGCUGAGAUCUGCCUGCAGAGAACAAAUUUUUGUUUAUGAUAGUUGUGCAUCAAAGUGUGAUGUAUAGACAUUGCUAGCCUAUCUAGAUUCUCAUGAUUAUGUAUUUGCAAUUUAAUCGUCUUAUGCUUUCUUGUUA
Messenger RNA from Musa acuminata AAA Group (dessert banana), 1843 nucleotides. RefSeq names its product 6-phosphogluconate dehydrogenase, decarboxylating 3, chloroplastic. The record is from RefSeq and is a predicted model, not a curated record. Gene Ontology annotation, cellular component: cytosol. Gene Ontology annotation, biological process: pentose-phosphate shunt, oxidative branch; pentose-phosphate shunt. Gene Ontology annotation, molecular function: phosphogluconate 2-dehydrogenase activity; NADP binding; phosphogluconate dehydrogenase (decarboxylating) activity. Lineage: Eukaryota; Viridiplantae; Streptophyta; Magnoliopsida; Zingiberales; Musaceae. The transcript has a single exon. Bases 99 to 1589 code for a protein of 496 amino acids.